AUGUCAGAGCUGCCAGUGGCGAUUGAACAGACCGGUUUUCUUCAUUCCGUUGUCUGCUAUCGCUUUCUUAUUCUCUCUCUCUCUCUCUGUCUCUCUCUCUCUCACAAGCUCUCAAGCUCUCUGUCUCUCAAGCUCUCUGUCUCUCUCUCUCUGUCUCUCAAGCUCUCUCUCUCUCUCUCAAGCUCUCUCUCACAAAAGCUCUCUCUAAAGCUCUCUCUCUCUCUGUCUCUCUCUCUCAAGCUCUUUCUGUCUCUGUCUCUCUCUCUCAAGCUCAAAAAGCUCUCUCUCUGUAAAGCUCUCUCUCUGAAAGCUCUCUUACAAAAGCUCUCUCUCUCUGAAAGCUCUCUCUCUUCUGAAAGCUCUAAAAACCUCUCUCUCUCUCACAAAAGCUCUCACUCUUCGCUCUCCUCACUCUCUCUCUCUGGCUUGUGGCUCGUGCCGGGGGUCUCACUCUCCUGUUGCAGCUCGGUGCCUGAAUCACACCCGAGAGAGGGAUAUACAGACACAUCCCCCCCCCGGCGGCGCCUUCAGGCCGGUCUGCCUCUCAUCUCUGCAGAGGCUCAUCUUGUAUACCAGUGCAAAGUAGCUGCGCGCACCGAGUAUAUUCUCAGCACUUGCGGUGCCGUUGGUCGCCGUGGUCCUACCUAUGCUCAAUGCGCGGCCAUCAAUGCCGAUGAGCCCUGGUUUGACGGCGUUGAGGGUUUUGGCAUUCAGCGUUUCAAGGUGCCCGUGUCAGGGACCUAUCGAUUUGAUCUCUAUGGUGCGCGUGGUGGCGAUGGCAACCAGGGCUCAUCACGCUUAGACGGUGGACGCGGCGCCCACACCUGGGGCUACGUCAGUCUUGAACAGUCGCUCAUUUCGUAUCAUCUUUGCUCGGGCUUUUCCCCUGCCAGCAUGUAUGGCGGUGGUGGUGGCGGUGGCACCUUUGUUUGGCGAGCCAACGAUCCCAACGGCGACCCCCUCUUCAUUGCCGGUGGUGGUGGCGGUGCCGCCUUUGCAUCGCGUCCAGGUGUGCCUGGUCGGGCUAAUACCGCCGGUAGCGACGGCUACGGCCAGUCUGGCUACUUUUACGCGGGUGGCUCUGGAGGCUAUGGAGGUUCCAUGUCCCAUGGUAGUCGCAACAACGGCGGUGCCGGCGCUGGUUGGCUGGGCAGUGGCUCUUGUGUCAGCCCGACCGAAGACAUGUGUGGCUACGGUCCCGCGGACGGUUUUCUGGGUGGCCAGCGUCCUUACACGGGUUAUUAUGAAGGCGGUUUCGGCGGUGGUGCUUCCGCCCGUUACUCCGGUGGUGGUGGAGGAGGCUAUUCCGGUGGUGGUGGUAGUCGGUACCACAGCAGCUAUCAUGCCACUGGCGGCGCUGGAGGCAGCUACUAUCCUCCCAGUUCGACCGGCGCCGGCUGGGAGCAAGGCGGCAAUUUUGAAGAGCAGGGACGCGUGGUCGUGACCCUCAUGGACGACCAGAUUUUCUAUGCCGACGCGUGUGGCGCUGUCGGUGCGACUGGCCCCGACCAACCAGCGUGCGAAGCCCGCUACGCUGGUUUCAACACAUCGUCCUGGCUCACUGCUGUGGCAAGCGGCAUCCAGACCAUCACCGUUCCUGAAACUGGCUUUUACCGCAUCACUGCUGCCGGUGCCCGGGGUGGUCUCGGUCGCGAAGGCAAGCUCACUGAGGACUUUAUGUAUGAAGCCGGCCAUGGUGCCAUUGUGCAGGGCACCUUCAAGUUUGAGGCUGGGCAAGAGAUUCAAGUUGUAGUUGGUCAAAAGGGCAGUGGCGGUGAUAGCGCCGCGCGCUCGAGCUCCGCGGGUGGCUCUGGUGGUGGUGGCAGCUACGUCUACAUCACCGGUGAAACUGAACCACUCCUGGUUGCCGGUGGCGGUGGUGGUGGCUCAUACUACAGCACCGGUCAACAGUACUGGGGUCGUGACGGCGAAUCGGGUGAUUGCGGCGCUGAUGCUGGCAACAACAAUGGUGGUGCCGGUGGUUGCGCGGGUCUGGGUGGCUGGUCAGGCCGCUCGGAUAGCACCAACCACGGCUUUGGAGGUUCAGGCUGGCAUGGAAACGGUAUCCCUAAUUCCAACAGCUACUUGAAUUAUGUCGGCCAAAGCCGCACUGCCACCACCAAGUUUGGUGGGGGUCGUCACAGUGCCUCCUAUUAUGAUGGUGGCUUUGGCGGCGGUGGUGCCGCAGGUCUCGAGGGUGCCGGUGGCGGUGGCUACUCGGGUGGUGGUGGUGGCUACUACCAAAGCGGUGGUGGCGGCGGCGGCGGUUCAUGGACGAGCGGCUAUGCGCCCGUCGCCCUGCGAGGUGGCAACCCGCAUGCCGAUGGAUACGUCAUCUUUGACCGUGUGGACGAGCCCAACGAUUAUGUUGAACAAAUGAUCAUGACGCCCUGCGGAAAUCGCGGGUCAUCGGGGCCGACCGAUGCCCUCUGUGCGCCCCGCUAUUCAGGGCGCACUGACCCCUACAAUCUCUACUCAACUACCCGGAACGGCUAUCAGGUCCUGAAGGUAUCCGAGGCGGGCUAUUAUCGCUUGACCGCCUACGGUGCGGCCGGAGGUUCUGCCCACAACUCUUUUAGCUGGGCCGUUCGUGGUGGACGUGGAGCUGCCGCGUCUGGUGUUUUCUACUUUGACCAAGAUGAAGAAAUCCAGGUCGCUGUUGGACAGAGCGGCAACUUCGAAGCUGCUCCCCCCGUCGCCACCUCUGCAGGUGGCGGCGGUGGCGGCGGCACCUUUGUGUGGCUGACAGCCGAGUGCAGUACCAAUCCUGAUUGCCUUCCACUUCUGGCUGCCGGCGGUGGCGGUGGCGCCUCAUACAACGACUACUAUGUUGGUACGGACGGCUCUGCCGGCUCCAGUGGCACCAAGGGCUAUCUGGUCUCUGGUGUGGGUGGCACGGACGGCAUGGGUGGUGAGGCCCCCACCUAUAGCCAUAACAACAAUGGUGGUGGCGGUGCAGGCUGGUUUGGUGACGGUGUGUGCUACAGCCAGGCGUAUUGUGGCUCCUCGCGUGCCAACGGCUUUCUGGGCGGCGUUCGCACAGAUUCAUACCGCAACGGUGGCUUUCCCGGUGGUGCUGCUACGGUUCUGGAGGGCGGUGGUGGCAGCGGCUUCAGUGGCGGUGGUGGUGGUUAUCAUGGCCAUGGUGGUGGUGGCGGUGGCGGCUCCUACGCUUCGGGGCUGCAGUCGUACACUUCGAGCGGUGCCAAUUGGGCUGAUGAUGGUCGCCUCAUCAUUGAGAAGCUGCCCCCGUCCAUGGUCCACAAUCGCAGCCGCAUCGUCCUCACACCGUGUCAUAAUAGCGGUCGUAACGGCCCGACCGAGAAUCAAUGUCGCCAGGCGUAUGAAGAUACUGAAGCUGGAUCCACCUUGCGCUCGGUUAUCUCGGGCAUUCAGGAAAUCACCAUCCCAACCAGCGGCCUUUACAUGAUUGUUGCCGACGGUGCGCACGGCGGCCAUGCCUUGCUACCCUCCCAGUCCACGACAUACUCUGAUGGUGGUAUCGGUGCACGCAAGUUUGGUAUUUUUCAACUCGAAGCUGGCACGCGCCUGAAAGUAGCCGUUGGCCAACCUGGCAACUCCCGCCUGCUCACUGGCGGCAGCAAUUGGGGCGGUGGCGGCGGCGGCGGCUCCUUUGUAUGGGUUUCUGGUGGCGGCGGCGGCGGCACAUACCAAACCACCUCAGUAACCUCUUAUGGCGCCCCGGGCCAGGACUCGAUUGAUGGUACCGACGCUCGUCCUUCAUACCCUGGCUACGGUGGUAUUAAUGGCACUGGAGGUAUCAUGAAUGAGAACAAUGCUAACAAGGGUGGUGCGGGUGCGGGCUGGCUCACCAAUGGUGACUGUGGCAUCUACUACCCUGACCUUUGCGGACUGGCUCUGCGAAACGGUGGUCAAGGUGGCCAGGUUCAUUAUGACGGAUAUUUUGAGGGUGGUUUCCCUGGCGGUGGUGCCUCAAUUUACCAAGGUGGUGGUGGAUCAGGCUUUUCCGGGGGUGCCGGCGGAUCUCACAGCAGUGGCAGCCGUGGCGGUGGCGGUGGUGGCAGCUAUGCCCAUGCCUCUGCUAUUGUGUCAGGCGACCGCUACGAGGGCGAGGUUGUUGUAGAGGAGCUUGCAAGCUCCAAUGCAGACAUUUACAUCUCGAGCUGCGAUGCUGUUGGCCGCUUUGGCCCCACACUUGAGGCCUGUCGCCGCCACUAUGGGGAUGGCUCGGCCCGUGACAUGCUGGUCGACGUUGUUGGCGGUAUCCAACGCUUCAACAUUACCAAAUCAGGUCGCUACACCAUUCGAGCCUAUGGUGCCAAGGGCGGCCCGGCCUUUUCUGGCUCCCUGUUCCGCGAUGGCGGACAUGGCGCCUACGUUUGGGGUACUUUCAUGCUGUCAGCUGGGGAUGAGCUCAACGUUGUUAUCGGUCAACCGGGUGAUUACGUACCCUCCCCAAGUCAAUAUGCCGGCGCGGGCGGCGGCGGAACGUUUGUGUGGCUGACGGGCGCAAGCAAGCCGCUGCUUGCCGCGGGUGGCGGCGGUGGCGCUGCCACCGAUGUUGCUUAUGCCAUGCGGUCACAGAGCGAUGGCCUGGCCGCUCUCUCUGGUGGCAGUGCUUUUCCGUUUGGUGGUCUUGGUGGUUCUCUGGGCCACGGUGGUACGGGAGCCCGCGAUAGCGAUGCUGAUUCUGGCGGCGGUGGCGGUGGCUGGCUGACUGAUGGCAACUGCCCCUAUUAUUCCAGCUACUGUGGUGCUGGGCUUGCGGGUGGCUUUGUCGGGGGCACCCCUGGCAGCACCGCCUAUCCCUACGGUGGCUUUGGCGGCGGUGGCGCUGGCCGUGUUGAAGGUGGCGGCGGUGGCGGCUACUCGGGUGGCGGCGGUGGCUUUGACAACUCGGGUGCCGCGUCUGGUGGUGGUGGUGGCAGCUAUGUCGACCGUAGCUUGAUUCAGGACAACGCUUGGGGUUGGGAAACUGGUGGCAACUCGCUCUUCAAGGAGGGUCUCGUCAUCAUCGAGGCUCCUUGCCCGCUCGGCAGCCAGCUGGUGGGCGACGUGUGCCAGGAUAUUGAUGCUUGCGCGCUGGUUCCCUGUACUGCCAAUGCUGUGUGCAUUGAUUUGAAGGGUGUGGCACCUGAUGCAGACGGGCGCACAUGCUCGUGUGCGCCUGGCUAUGACGAUGUCAACGGCCAAUGUGUUGAUCACGAUGGCUGUGCCAACAAUGCAUGCGGUGAUGCCAACGCGGUGUGCACUGAUAACGCGCCUCCAAGCACCGGUUUCUCCUGCGCCUGCAAGAGUGGAUUUGUGGCCGGGGUCACGGGCGUCUGCGCAGACAUUGACGCUUGCGUUUCGUUCCCUUGCCAUGAAGACGCCAACUGCCAGGAUGUGGCUGGUGGUCCAAACUCAACAGCCGGGCGUCUGUGCUCUUGCGUUGGGCAACUGGUUGGUGACGGUGUUUACAAUUGCUCCUGCGAGCCCGGCUUUCAGUUUAACAGCCAAACGCAGCUGUGUGAAGUUAUCGAUGCCUGCCAGACGUCCCCUUGCAAUGGCUCCAACACUGUCUGCACGGAUAUUGGUGGUGCUGCUGGGCCAGGUCCCUCGGGCCGCCUGUGCACCUGUGACGUUGGCUUUGAGUUCAACCAAGCCGGUGACUGCAAAGAUAUCAAUGCUUGUCUGGAUAACCCUUGUGGUAGCAACGCCAUCUGUCAAGAUCGCGUGGCUCCUGCUCUGAACAGUGCCUCGGGUCGAGUUUGUACCUGCAAUGCGGGUUACAGUGCAUCUCCCAAUAACGUGGAUAGCUGCGUCGAAAUCAAUGCAUGUGCUACCAACAAUGGUGGCUGUGGUACCGAUGCCGUUUGCACUGAUCUUCCACCACCAGCUGGCGCUGGCUCAGCUGGCCGAACUUGCUCCUGUACGACUGGUUAUUCCUUGGUUAACUCAAUGUGCGUGGACAUUGAUGCCUGCAUCAACCAUCCGUGCACGGGCGACCAUGAAGUGUGUGCCGACAAGGCGGCGCCCUCCACGGACACUAGCGAUGGUCGGGUAUGCUCUUGUGAUGUUGGCUACGUCCGUGAUGCCGUCAGUGGAAACUGCAUUGAGUUUAAUGCCUGCGACCUUUACCCUUGCCCCUCGAACGCGGUCUGCACGGACGUUGCCGGUGGGGCUGCUUCGGCGGAGGGCCGCACUUGCGAGUGUAACUUUGGCUACGAGUACACCUCUGCAACUGGUGGCUGUGCGGACAUUGAUGCUUGCGAAGACAACCCUUGCCCUUCCUCCAUGUUGUGUGCGGACAUUGCUGGAGCCGCCAACGGCAUUACGGGGCGUACCUGCUCAUGUGGGCCGGGGACGCAGGUCACGUCCAAUGGAGCUUCGUGCAAGGACAUUGAUGCCUGUGCCGGUUACCCCUGCCCUGGCGAUGCGACGUGUACCGACGUCUUGGGUGGCCCCAACUCGACUUUGGGCCGCACGUGUGCGUGUCCGCCCGGGUAUCAGUUCAACAGCGGCUCCUCGGCCUGCGUGAACAUUGAUACGUGUGUCACGCAUCCUUGCGACGAACAUGCAUCCUGCCGCGACUACAUUGGUGGUGUGGAUGAUGAUGAUGAUGGUGGCAACAAUAACAACAACAAUGGCAAUGAUGACGACGAUGGUGGCAACAAUAACAACAACAAUAACAAUAACAACAACAACAACAACAACAACAAUAACGACGAUGAUGCGGAUGAUGAUGAGUCAGGCAGCUCGCAGGCUUCUGCAUCUGGUGGCAGCUCGAGUGGUGACAACGAGGAGUUGCUGACUGUCGCCAUGGGAGUGGUGGGCGGUUGUGUCAUCCUCGUUAUCAUUGUUGGCCUCGUUGUGUUGCGUCGUCGCCAGUACGUGGGCUAUCAGCAGUUUCGCCCAGACAUGAUGAGCUCUGGCCCCAUGAUGGGCCACCAACAUCGCCAACCCACCAUGAACCGUGGUUAUGCUCCUCGCAAGCCCGUAGUGCAGACCUCUAUGGAAAACCCGCUUUAUGAAGCACCUCCCUCCAAGGACGCCGAGUAUGGCUUUGCCGAUGCUGGGGAGGACAAUGCCACCGAGGAGUAUCUUGAAGUCAAUGAGCAGGACGAGCCGUAGAUGUGUCCUGACUCGUUGGGGCUCCUGCUGCAGGCGGAUGAAAAAUUUGUUAACUUCUCAAACUUGUCUCUUUUUUGUUUUUGGUGUUCCUCCUUGUUGGAACUGCUUUCGAGGUAUUCCCUGGUGCUUGUUGCGACCUGCUUCUUCAGCUCGUGCAGCCACCCGUCUGUGCGUACUCGUACUUGUCCUGGCAGCGUCCCAAUCGAUUUGAUUUUUGCAUC
This is a messenger RNA of Monosiga brevicollis MX1, 7316 nucleotides long. RefSeq lists its product as uncharacterized. Bases 1 to 7095 code for a protein of 2364 amino acids. NCBI's taxonomy places the organism in Eukaryota, Choanoflagellata, Craspedida, Salpingoecidae. The record is from RefSeq and is a predicted model, not a curated record. Gene Ontology annotation, molecular function: calcium ion binding. The transcript is spliced from 26 exons.